Molecule: messenger RNA, 846 nt
Organism: Papilio polytes (common Mormon)
Lineage: Eukaryota; Metazoa; Arthropoda; Insecta; Lepidoptera; Papilionidae
Product: UDP-glucuronosyltransferase 2B7-like
Exons: 3
Molecular function (GO): UDP-glycosyltransferase activity
Source: RefSeq, a predicted model, not a curated record
UAUGAUUUAGUAGUUUAGCUAUAAUAAAUUUAAUUACUGUAUAUAAAUGUAAUUUUAAUUAAUGACAUGUUUCAGGAAUUAGAAAGUUGGAUGAAUUCUUCUAAAAACGGUGUAAUUUAUAUGAGUUUUGGUAGCAACGUGAGCAAUAAGGGACUUUCAAUGAAAACGAAACAUAUUUUAUUUAACGUUCUCUCUAAUUUACCCUACGACGUUUUAUUAAAAUGGGAUGAAGAAGUAUUAAUAAGACAUACCAAAAAUAUCAAUAUCGGCAAAUGGUUUCCACAAUCAGAUUUACUACGUAAGUAUUUAUUGCAACUUUAUUUAUUAGUUAAUCUGUGUUCAAAAUUUUGUCUUUUUACAGAUCAUCCAAAAGUCAAACUAUUUAUAACACAAGGAGGCUUACAAUCGACGGAUGAGGCAAUAGCAGCCGGAGUACCUAUGGUCGGCGUACCAAUGUUCGUUGAUCAAGCAUACAAUACUGAACAAUAUGAACGUUUUAAUAUUGGUAUUAAACUUGAUUUUAAUGAUCUAACAGAGGAAGUGUUUAAAAAAGCUAUUAAUAAGGUUAUAGGCGAUGAAAAUGUCGAUUUGGUACAUAUAUUCUAUACAUUUUACAGGUAUCGUAACAAUAUAAUGCAAUUAAGGAAUAUUAUAAAUGAUCAGCCACAAUCGCCUUUAGAUAAGGCAAUAUGGUGGACAGAAUAUGUAAUACGAAAUAAAGGAGCAAAGCAUUUGAGAAGUCCAACAGCGAAUAUAUCAUGGAUGAAGUAUUUAGAAAUUGAAUUAGUUAGUACUGUAACGAUAAUAUUGUUAAUAUUUUUCACCUGUUUAAUUUUAAUAGCAAAG